Salvelinus fontinalis (brook trout) is the source of this 1399-nucleotide messenger RNA. RefSeq names its product homeobox protein Hox-D10a-like. Gene Ontology annotation, biological process: regulation of transcription by RNA polymerase II. Gene Ontology annotation, cellular component: nucleus. Lineage: Eukaryota; Metazoa; Chordata; Actinopteri; Salmoniformes; Salmonidae. Gene Ontology annotation, molecular function: DNA-binding transcription factor activity, RNA polymerase II-specific; RNA polymerase II cis-regulatory region sequence-specific DNA binding. The record is from RefSeq and is a predicted model, not a curated record. Bases 11 to 1024 code for a protein of 337 amino acids. The transcript has 2 exons.
CUUCUCCAAAAUGUCCUUUCCCAACAGCUCUCCUGUUACGAAUACUUUUGUAGUUGAUUCGUUGAUUGGCGCUUGCAGGACUGACCGUUUUUACUCCAGCAGCAACAUGUACAUGCCGUCCGGUGCAGAAAUGGGAAUUUACGGAAUGCAAACCUGUGGACUCUUGCCGUCUCUCGGUAAACGAGGGGACGUCAACCACCAAAAUAUGGGCAUGAAUUUCCACCCUUACAUGCCUCAAAUUGAUAACUGGACAGAUCCCAGUAGACCUUGCGGAAUAGAGCAACCAUCCAACCAAAUGCCCAAUUGCACAUUUUCACAAAACAUUAAGGAGGAGAGUAAUUUCUGCAUGUAUUCCGACAAGAGAGCAAAGGUCAACUCGUCCGAUGUCCCUGUAUAUGCUAAUAUAAUCCCCGAAUCGUGUUCAGUUGACUGCCCCGAGAUCCCUGUCCCAGGGUAUUUCAGAUUAAACCAAACCUACUCGACUGGGAAAGACCAGGACUAUGGCCACGAGAAGACAAGUCCAAACAUCACAUUCAUGCAGCUCAACAGAGCUACUCCAAAACCGCAGUUGUCUUCCUUUUUUGUCGAACUGGAAAGGAAAACGGCCGAGAUACCGCAUAACCCGGAGACCAGCCAGACACCCAUCCCCGCGGAAAUCCCGGAUCCUACGUCCACCGCGCAACGGGAGGAGAACUGCUCCACUGAAUCUUCAGUCUCCAGCCCAGAGUUGACACAAAGAGAAACUAAAGACAUUAAAACGGACCCUCCAACGAGCAAUUGGUUGACUGCAACAAGCGGCAGGAAGAAAAGAUGCCCUUACACAAAGCACCAGACGCUUGAAUUGGAAAAGGAGUUUUUAUUCAACAUGUACCUGACUCGAGAGCGCCGUCUAGAGAUCAGUAGAGGCGUCAAUCUCUCCGACAGGCAAGUCAAGAUCUGGUUUCAAAACCGCAGGAUGAAGCUUAAGAAAAUGAACAGUGAAAACCGAAUUCGGGAACUUACCUCAAAUCUCACCUUUUCGUGAGUUUGCUUACGGAAAGCUUGAUUUAUUGUCUUUUUCCUCUAAGCGGUGGUAUGGUAGCAUCGGACUUUGGGGGGUUUUUCACCGAAACUGUGACUGACUGCUAUUUUAUUUUCAUGUUUACAUGGUGACGCAUUGUGUAUUUUGAAUAUGUUUUAUCACAGGGUACAUUAAUAACGUCUUAAAUUAUUCAAAUGUACUAUGUAUCCAUUAUUAACGGUUUGGUUUGAUUGAGUCUGACUUGUUUGGAAGCUAAUUUUUCGGACAUGAAAACACAUUUAUCGAUAGUGGAUCCAAAGUUAUACAUUCGUUUAGAAUUAAGCGCUAACUCUUUAGCUGAAUCGUAAUCAUAUAAACAUUUAUGUAGCAUAAAUGUGA